AUGACUCGAGGAAAGAUCCACGUGCCGCCUCUGGAUAGUCCAUCCAAGCAGCUGAUCCUCGACCUUGCACGAGACCUCGAGCAGGUCAAGCUCUUCAACACCGAACUGAAAAAGGUCAAGGCCUAUGAGCGAAAGACCUUCUACGAGAAUCUUGACCGCGUCGACCGCGAACGAGAAGCAGUGCAUACGGCUGCCCUCGAUGAAGCAGCGGCUUUCCACGACCGACUCCGUGAAGAGGCCGAAAGCACGCUAAGGGAAUACCUCCGGGCAGAGGAAGAAGAGCGCCUUCGAAAGGAGGAGGCAGCUCGCCGGGAGCAAGAACGCAUUGAACGCGAGCAGGUCGAGAAACGGCGCCGUGAACAGGAGGAGGCGGCACGUGCCGAGGCGGCGCGUAAAGCCCAAGAGGAAGCUGAGAAGAAGGCUGCGGAGGAGGCCGAGCGAGCGCGGCGGGCCGCGCAGGAGGAGAAGGAAUGCAAGGAAAAAGAACGGCUUGAAGCUGAAAAGCGAAAGCAGGAAGAAGCAGCCAAGAAGGCCGAGCAGGCCAAACAAGAGGCCGAGCAGCAAGCUCGAAGCCAACAACAACAGAAGAUCGGUGGCGGGCGCCUCACCGAUCAAGAGAUUCAGACCCAGGAGCGUUAUGUCAAGCUUCACAAGGUUCUCAAAGAAAUGCGGACGUGGUUGCGCAAUACGGCCAAGCAGCAACCCGCGGUCAAGCAGGCUAUGGGGGACAUGCGCCGGUCCAUCAAAAAAUGCGUUGGUCAGCUUCGAGAUGGCAAGGGCGCCAACAAGCAGCAAAUUCAGCAGAUUCGUGCGGAACUUGAGAAAGCAUCCUCUAUUCCCGAGCCCAGCGUAGAUGUCCGCCAAUUUUUCGCAUUUCCUCCUGAGCGUAUCGCAAACACCGAAAACAAGGUGCCGGCUCUACUGAUUUAUGGACUCAACGUCUUCGCCAAGUCGUUGAUCUCUGCGCUUAUCAACGAGGCAUCCAUCAACCUCACCCACGCCGAACCGAUCGGCAUUGUGGCCGCACAAAUCUUCUCCAUGGAUGGAUUCAUGUAUCAGGGGAUCCACAUGUCCGACAUUCUCUGGGCGAAGUACCGGGUGGUCUGUCCGGCUCUCUGGGGGUUCACUGGUAACGAGAAGACCGAGGCCGGCCGACAGGCGCUGGGCUGGUGGCGCGAAGAAUCCGGCGGCCCCUUCAUCAGUGAACAAGCCCACUUGGACCGAAUGACGGCCCUGGGCGCUGGAUUUGCGUCGCUGACUCUUCGCAACUUUGGCCGGACCCAACGCCAGAACCCCUUCCCCAACACGAUUUUUUGGUCGUCGAUCCACAAGAUCUUGGCUAUUCCUGCCUCGGAAAUGCCCGAAACCCAGAUCACUCUGUUGGGGUCCAUGCUGCGGUACUCUGGCGACAGAAUCUUGGGUUUCUUUGGGCAGGUUGGCCUAGUUGUCAUGCGCAAGGCCGUUCUGGAUCUGCCGCCGUCUUUGCCCCGACAAACUAUGAGUGUCAAUCAGCUGAAACUCCUCAAGGAGCUGUACUUACGCGAGAAGAAUAUCGACCUGUAA
This is a messenger RNA of Penicillium alfredii, 1563 nucleotides long. RefSeq names its product putative RNA export mediator Gle1. Gene Ontology annotation, cellular component: nuclear pore cytoplasmic filaments; cytoplasm; nuclear pore. NCBI's taxonomy places the organism in Eukaryota, Fungi, Ascomycota, Eurotiomycetes, Eurotiales, Aspergillaceae. Gene Ontology annotation, biological process: poly(A)+ mRNA export from nucleus; regulation of translational initiation; regulation of translational termination. The record is from RefSeq and is a predicted model, not a curated record. Bases 1 to 1563 code for a protein of 520 amino acids. The transcript has 2 exons. Gene Ontology annotation, molecular function: inositol hexakisphosphate binding; translation initiation factor binding; phospholipid binding.